UAGAUGAUGUGUUCAGCUCCAGAAAAGUUUAACCCUGCCUGUGACAAUGCUUCGUUGGCCAGUAACAUAUUUGCUGAUGGUGAUUCUAAUAAGAGACUUCAGAGUCUAUUCCACCACAUGUCAUCUAACAGAGUACAAGACAUUGGAUGGAUGCUGUCCUAUGUGUCCUGCUGGUCAUCGAGUCAAAACAGACUGUACAGAGUUCAGCAGUACAUCAUGUCUCCCAUGUUCAGAUGGGACACAUUUGGAUCAGUCAAAUGGACUAAAGAGUUGCACUCGAUGUUCUAUCUGUCAUUCAGGAGCUGGUCUGAAGGUAAAGCAACAAUGUUUACGAUCUGCAGACACAGUUUGUGAGCCAAUGGAGGGAUUCUACUGUACAGAUUCUACAUCAGGAGGCUGUGCUGCAGCACAGAAACACAGGAGCUGUGAACCAGGACAGUACAUCAGUAGGAUGGGAACAGCCUCCACAGACACAGAAUGCUCUGAAUGCAGCAGUGGAACAUUUUCUAAUGGAACGAUGUUGUCAUGUCAGCUUCACACACAAUGUGAAAAAGAAAACCUUCAGCUGAUAAAAGCAGGAACAACUACAACUGAUGCUGAAUGUGGAGAAAAAAAUGACAGCAUCACAGGAGUUGGGAUCAUUGUUCUGGUGGUUUCUUUAGUUAUAGUUGUGUCAGUAAUUGUUGCUAUUGUUGCUCUCUGGAGAAAGAAGAAAAUUACAUUACAAGACAUUUUUAAAAGUCAACCGAAACCCCAAAGGGGCCCAGCAGAAGGAGCAGAACAGGGUGAAUGUUUGACAGAUCCAGGUAAGAAGAAAAUUCUUUACUUGAACAUUAUAGGAUAG
Molecule: messenger RNA, 844 nt
Organism: Poecilia reticulata (guppy)
Lineage: Eukaryota; Metazoa; Chordata; Actinopteri; Cyprinodontiformes; Poeciliidae
Source: RefSeq, a predicted model, not a curated record